AUGGCGUACAAUAAGCUGCACGCGCCGCCGCCAGCCCCGGCCGGCGUGCACUUCCAAGACGACGAGCCGUUGCCGGACGACGAGCCGUUGGGGCAUCUGCCUGCCGCCCAGACGCCGGCCCCGCCAGCAACCAACGGCGGUCUGGUCCUCAAGACGGAGUGCGAGUUCCCGGCCCUGGGCAGGAGCGCGUCCUAUGACAAGUUCGCGGUGCUCGUGCACGCCAAGGCGCCCGCCGACGUGGCGCGCGCGCCGCUCGAUCUCGUCACCGUGCUCGACGUCAGCGGCAGCAUGGAGGGCCAGAAGGUCGAGCUGCUCAAGAAAGCCAUGUGCUUCGUCAUCGACCAGCUCGGCCCCGACGACCGCCUGUCCAUGGUGUCUUUCUCCGGAGAGGCCAUCCGCCUGACCCCUCUCGCGCGAAUGACGGACGCAGGGAAGGCGUCAGCGAAGCUCGCCGUGGGGUACAUUGUCGUGCGAUGGACGGGCACCAACAUCGGCGAGGGCCUCCGCGUGGGCGCACAAGUGCUCGCCGACCGCCGGUACAAGAACGCCGUCGCGAGCAUGAUCCUUCUCUCCGAUGGAGGUGACACCUUCAAGCCGAAGGGCCCCGGACAAGACCUAGUGCCGCCUUUGUUCAGGCAGGCCGCCACACGGCCCGCUCCGAUCCACACGUUUGGCUUCGGCGCCGACAAUGACGCGGCGGCGAUGCACGCAAUCGCGGAGGCCACGGGCGGGACGUUCUCCUUCAUCGAGAACCAGGCGGCUAUCCAGGACUCGUUCGCUCAUUGCAUCGGCGGGCUCCUCUCGGUCGCCGUGCAGGAGGCGCGCAUCACCGUCACCUGCCUGCACCGCGGCGUGCGCGUCCAGGAGGUCAAGUCCGGCUGCUACGCUAGCCAUGUGGACGCCGAUGGCCGCACCGCCUCUAUCGAAAUGGGCGAGCUGUACGACGACGAGGAAAGGCGCUUCCUGGUGCUCGUCUACGUGCCGAGAGCUCGUCCCGCGGAGUCUGUCACCCGCCUGCUCAAGGUGACCUGCGCUUACCGCGUCGCGGCGACGGGUCAGGCUGCCCACGCGGCCGCGCCGGCCGCGAUCAUCCAGAGGCCGCUGGAGCUGACGGGCGGCAUGCCUCCUCCGUCUAUGGAGGUUGAGCGGGAGCGUGUCCGCCUCGAUGCGACGCAGGACAUCGCGGCGGCACGAGUGGCCGCUGACGGAGGACAGCACGCCGGUGCUGCGCUGAUACUCGAAUCCCGGCUGAAAGCCGUGGAGAAGUCGUCAGCCACAGGGGCAUGUGAGGCGCUGAAGGAGGAGCUGCAAGACCUUAGCGCCCGCGUGGGCGACCGGCGGGUGUACCAGCAGACGGGGCGGGCGCGCCUGCUCGCUGGCAUGAGCUCGCACGCGCAGCAGCGCGCCUCGGCAUCAUCGUCCACCGCCAAGGCUCCUCGGGCGUACCUCACUCCCAAGAUGGAGGAGAUGGUGGAGACGUCGCGUCGGCAAAGCAGGAAGCGCCAGCACCCAGACGAUCAGCUUAAACAGAUCAAGCUAGAUCUCAGUGAUUAA
Messenger RNA from Lolium perenne, 1554 nucleotides. RefSeq names its product E3 ubiquitin-protein ligase WAV3-like. The record is from RefSeq and is a predicted model, not a curated record. NCBI's taxonomy places the organism in Eukaryota, Viridiplantae, Streptophyta, Magnoliopsida, Poales, Poaceae.